UGUGCCCCAGGGACCAGUGGGUGGUUAUAUCACCAGCUGCCAGAGCAGAGGAGGUGGUGGCUGGAAGGCUCAGACCAGCUUGAGAAGUCUGCAGCUAUACUGGGAGCCAGACCCCACCACCCACUGCCCAGGGAACAAGGGGACAGUGUCAGGUGAGGCCCAGGGAGGGGUCUCAGCAGGUGCAGUGGUCAUGGCGAGGGCAGGACACCCCUGGAAGUGGACAAUGGCCACCCUGAUCGCAAGCCUGGUUCUGGGGGUCUCAGAGCCUGUUCUUGCCGACGACGGUUCCUCCUGUGACAACCCCUCUGCCACCCAGCCCUCUGGGAAGAACAGAGACGUCAGCACGGAAUCCGAGUCAGGGGAGGACAGCCGUUCAGAUAGCAGCUCUCGGAUUGUGAAUGGGUCAGAUUGCAAAAGGGACGCAGAGCCGUGGCAGGGGGCCCUGCUGCUCGGGCCCAACAAGCUGUACUGUGGGGCCGUACUGAUCAGCCCGCAGUGGCUGCUCACGGCAGCACACUGCAGAAAGCCAGUGUUCAGAAUCCGUCUGGGCCACCAUUCCAUGUCACCUGUCUAUGAAUCUGGGCAGCAGAUGUUUCAGGGAAUCAAAUCCAUCCCCCACCCUGAUUACUCCCACCCUGGCCACUCCAAUGAUCUGAUGCUCAUCAAGAUGAACAGAAAGAUCCGUGACUCUCACUCAGUGAAGCCCAUCAAAAUUGCUUCCGACUGUCCCGUGGAGGGGACCAGGUGCAUGGUGUCAGGCUGGGGGACAACAAGCAGCAGCCAGAAGAACUUCCCCAAAGUCCUCCAGUGCCUGAAUAUCACUGUGCUGAGUGAGGAGAGGUGUCAAAAAUCUUACCCAGGACAGAUAGACAAGACCAUGUUCUGUGCUGGUGACGAAGCGGGCAGAGACUCCUGCCAGGGUGACUCCGGGGGACCUGUGAUCUGCAAUGGCCAGCUGCAGGGCCUUGUGUCUUGGGGUGAUUACCCCUGUGCCCAGCCCAACAGGCCAGGUGUCUAUACCAACCUUUGCAAGUUCCAUAAUUGGAUUGAGAACACCAUAAAGUGCAACUAAUGAGCUACACCAGGAACCAUUAAGCCAGCAACACCCCACUGCAAUAAGGAGCACUGUCCCUUUUUGAGGAUGCAGAAGAUAGAUGCCAGUCUCUCUGGGCCUUGCCCCAUGUCUCCUGGCAGCAAGGUCCCCGUCCACAAUGGUGGACUGGACCCAUUUCUAUAGCCAGGCCCAAAGGACACUUCCUGGAAUGACUAGGGUUGAGUUAAAACCCAUCGCUAACUAUGGACCAUCCACAAACCCAGAGCUGAGCCUUUUCUGCAGUCACAAACCAGAUUUUGACCCCAAAAUAAAAGAACAUGGGAAGAA
Molecule: messenger RNA, 1381 nt
Organism: Meriones unguiculatus (Mongolian gerbil)
Lineage: Eukaryota; Metazoa; Chordata; Mammalia; Rodentia; Muridae
Gene: Klk5
Product: kallikrein related peptidase 5
Exons: 6
Coding region: 191-1072 (293 amino acids)
Biological process (GO): proteolysis; amelogenesis; positive regulation of antibacterial peptide production
Molecular function (GO): serine-type endopeptidase activity
Source: RefSeq, a predicted model, not a curated record